Colletotrichum chrysophilum is the source of this 1326-nucleotide messenger RNA. RefSeq lists its product as uncharacterized. The record is from RefSeq and is a predicted model, not a curated record. NCBI's taxonomy places the organism in Eukaryota, Fungi, Ascomycota, Sordariomycetes, Glomerellales, Glomerellaceae. The transcript has a single exon. Gene Ontology annotation, molecular function: protein binding. The coding region runs from base 1 to 1326 and encodes 441 amino acids.
AUGAUCAACUACACGGCAAUGAUUCGGAACCUAUGCUCAUCGGGCGCAACUGACAAGGCUUGGAAAGUCUACGAGGCGAUGAAGGGGAGUGGCAUCGAGCCAGAUUCGGUGCUUCUCAGCACCCUGCUUGACGGCGCCAAGAUGGAAAACUUGUCAGGGGUCAUCAACAAGAUUGUGGAGGAAGCCAUCCGACUCAAAGCUGUCGACACCGUCUUUAUGAACGACCUCUUGUACUCGAUCCUUCACUUUUCUGAACUUGAGGCCAAUGAGAAGCGGAAGCUAGGUCGGGCUGGCGUCGUACCAGCCUUCGGCCCUAUGCUUUACUACUACUCCAAAGCCUUCAACCUAGCCCCUCUGCAGGCUCUUAUUCCUAUGAACCUGUCCAUGCACGUUCAGCAAUACGGAAACAAUUUGCCCCCAGAACGGCAGUUAGCUCGGCAGGUGUUCCCCGGUCUCGACGCAGCUACUUCCGCGGUCAGGAAAAAGAUGGACCCGACAGCCUCCACGCUGGGUAUCAUGUUCAUCGCCUUCGUCAAGAAUCUUGCGCAACCGAUUAAGCUCAUCUCCUUAUACGCCUACCUCCGACAACUGAUCAUCAACAGGCAUCCUAUGGCAGUACAGCACGUUAAGGAGAAGGGCACCUUCAUGUACGACGUGAUUCUCAAGGCCCUAAUGGGGCACAAACACAUGCAGCGACCAGCACUGGACAUCGUCGGCGACAUGCUCCAUGAUACCCUCGCGGAACGGGAGGCCAGCGAGAAGGAGACAAACGCCAGCCAAGAGACACAAAUCCAUCCACCCCCGAGCAUUUACACCUGGAACAUUCUUCUUGCCGGGUUCCUAUUCAACCGAGACAAGGAGACUGGCGGCAGGAUUCGCACGAUGAUGAUGCAAAAGGGCGUCGAGCCGAACGAAGUCACCUGGAACACCCUCAUUUCAGGCUACGCUGGACUGCAGGAUGUCGGAAAGACAGUGCAAUCGCUGAAAGGCCUCGAGCGUGCCGGCUACGAGGCGAGUGAUUUCACUAUCAGGGGUUUCUCGAGGUUGGUGAACAAGGAGAGGGCGUUUCACCACAUGGAGAAGGGUUUGGAUCUGGCCAAGGUCAAGGAAAAUGCGGCAACCAUGACGAGUCUGGAGCAAGCCGCGCCAGACAAUAUCGGUUCCAGCGCCUGGAGAGUGAACCUGGACGACCGACCUCCAAACACGCCGAGGCACCCGGUUCGGAUCGUGAAGGUGAAAUAUGGGAACCAGUUGUUUCGAAAGAUCGAACGCCCGGGGCCAGUGUCUGAGAAGGCAAACAAGCAAGGGAUGAUCAGAUUUGUAUAA